Molecule: messenger RNA, 1408 nt
Organism: Acanthopagrus latus (yellowfin seabream)
Lineage: Eukaryota; Metazoa; Chordata; Actinopteri; Spariformes; Sparidae
Exons: 7
Coding region: 21-935 (304 amino acids)
Source: RefSeq, a predicted model, not a curated record
UGGUUGGCACGGUGGGUGUUAUGUAUCAUGUCGGAGCAGUGCAGCAACGGACCUGCACCAGCCUGUCUCUCCCCCCAUCCACAGCCUACGGAUUAUACAUCUAUGCAAAAGCUGCGUUGGACUGCAGUCGUGGAAAACCUACAGCCAUGCUGUUCAAGGUGCAGUAUAAAGGAAAGAAGAAGUACAUCAAACUACAUGGAGCCUCUCACUCAGAAUUUCUCAAGGAGGCUAAAAGGAAGUUCAGUAUACCGGCUGAGAAGGACAUAUAUUUGCUGGAUGAGAGUGGAACAGAGGUUGAUGAAGAGGUCUUUAGUGACAUCCUGGAGGAAAAAUCUGACAUCCAGUGGACGAUUGUUGACAAUCUUUCUGUCUGUGACUCUCCUGCAUCAUCAUGCACAGACACCUUGUCACUAUCAUCACACUCGUCGGAUAGUGAUGCUUUUCUGAUGUCUCCCAAAAGACAGCGCAUCGAUGAUUGCAUUCUGAGCCCCCCAAGAAGUCAGCAUGUUGAUGACAGUUCUUCACGAGCCAAAGAGCUUGUCGAGAGAGUUCUGGAACAAAAGCCUGGAGGGGACAAAAUACUUGCAGAAUAUGCGACUAAAGGACAGAUGAAGGACCGAACACGCCGUGAACUUGUCAACACCGUUGUUGCUGAUAUGUUGGAAAAGUAUGGAAGUGCUCCACCAAAGGACAAGAGGACACAAUAUGCAUUGGGGAUUGUAACACUGUUCCCUUCCCUAAGAGAUCCCUACUCCAGAAAGGGCUAUGAGCAUUUCUUUGAUGCAGAGAGCAAUGAGGGCUACAUUGCAUGGAAACUAAAAAACACACAGCGAGGACUCAGUUCUGGCAAUAACAGUGGAGUCAAGAGAAGGACCUCUCAAACCACAGAGAGCAGCGGACUGGAGCUGGCGAAAGGUUUUAACUUUUAUGUUUGAUCUUUUACACAUCUGUUUUUUUUUUUUAAAUCUCAGUGAUGAUAUAAAAAAAAUAAUUUGUCAAGCUUAUUUUGCACCAUGGCUUCGUACCUUUGGCAGUGUUUGAUGUUUGGUGUAUGAACUAAUUUAUGGUUCAGUUUCAGAUUACACCUGUUGACAGUACUGCAGCACCCGCUGAAUGUCAUGUUGUACAUUAACAGGCUGAGUAUAUUGUUCUUUAAAGGACAGGUUCAGAUUUUUGAAGGCUGUAUCACCCAAAGUUACAGUAUCUGUGUUUCAGCAGACAAUGUUUCCUUGCUGAGCUGUAGUGGAGCACUAGUAAUUCAAAGAGGGAUUUUGUCAGGGAGUUUGUAGUGACAAAAAAUAGUCAACAGUUUUUUGUUUACUGCCAAGGGAUAAUCUGACUGGUGUUUGUUUAUUCUAUGAUGUAAUGCAUAGACUACUAAAAUAAAACUGAUGUCAUUGUAAUAAGA